AUGAUUGUACCAGUAGCAGUAGCUUUGACAGUGGGUCUUCUAGGGUGGGCUUAUCAAGCACUAAAGCCUCCCCCUCCGAAAAUAUGCGGAUCGCCUGGUGGUCCUCCUGUUACUUCACCAAGAGUGAAGCUCAGUGAUGGUAGGCAUUUGGCCUACAGGGAGUUCGGAGUUCCAAAAGAAGAGGCAAAACACAAGAUCAUUGUUGUUCAUGGCUUUGGAAGUUCCAAAGAUUUGAGUUUACCUGUUUCUCGAGAACUUGUAGAGGAGUUGAGCAUAUAUUUCCUGUCCUUCGACAGAGCAGGCUAUGGGGACAGUGAUCCAUAUCCCUCGCGUUCUGUGAAGAGCGAAGCAUUCGAUAUUCAAGAGCUAGCUGACAAGUUGCAGAUUGGGUCUAAGUUUUAUGUAAUCGGAAUCUCAAUGGGAGCUUACCCUGUUUGGGGUUGCUUGAAAUACAUACCACACAGAUUGUCUGGAGCUUCCCUGGUAGUUCCUUUUGUGCACUACUGGUGGCCUUGUGUUCCUGCUAAUCUAUCAAGUGAGAGCCUCAGCAGUCUCCCUUUAUCAGAUCAAUGGGCGUUCCGAGUUGCACAUUACGCCCCUUGGUUAUUCCAUUGGUGGAUGACUCAGAAAUUUUUCCCUUCACUAAGUUUCUUGUCUGGAAAUAACUCAGUUUUCAGCCGUUCAGAUUUAGAGAUGCUGCAGAAACUCUCAGAAGCACCAAGUGUUGGUCAGGAAAAGAUAACACAGCAAGGAGACCACGAAUCUCGGUUCCGAGACAUUCUGGCUGGCUAUGCAAAAUGGGAAUUCGACCCAUCGGACCUGAAAAAUCCAUUCCCUGACAAUGAGGGCUCAGUUCACAUUUGGCGAGGGGGUGAAGACAAGAUCAUUCCUUAUAAACUAAACCACUAUAUUGCAGAGAAGCUUCCCUGGAUUCAUUAUCAUGUAGUUCCUGAUUAUGGCCAUUUGCUUUUUUUUGAGGGUCAUCUAUAUGAAGCUAUUUUAAAAGCACUUUUGCUUGGAGAAUAAGCUCCUAUGUUGAUAGCAGGCCUAAUAUCU
This is a messenger RNA of Prunus avium (sweet cherry), 1056 nucleotides long. RefSeq lists its product as uncharacterized. NCBI's taxonomy places the organism in Eukaryota, Viridiplantae, Streptophyta, Magnoliopsida, Rosales, Rosaceae. The record is from RefSeq and is a predicted model, not a curated record.